CAGCAGCAACCGCCUCUCCAACUUCGCCAUGCAGCCGCCACAGACGCCGCAGAAGCUCCCGCCGCGGGCGCCGUCGCCGCAGGGCUUCGUCGGCGGGGCAGCAUUCUCGCCGAUGCAGGGGAUCGGCGCGUCGGAGGCUUCGGCGGCGGCUGCGGCGGUGAGGGCGCGCGCGGCGGAGCAGAUGGCGUACGAGGACGCGUGGAAGGCCAGCAACCCGGACUUCAAGACGCCCUUCGCCUCCGUCGAGGACGCCGUCAGCAGGCUGCUUCCAUACCAUGUCUUUGCGGAUUACGAGGAGGACGACGACGUCUGCGAGGGCGACACAGAGAAGUCAAGCGAUGAGAAGUGGGACCAGCAGGUCAUCGAAGCAAUGUCGUCGCAGAUCUCGGAGUUCGAGAAGCAGGUGCUGGCUUUCAACGUCAUGGCCGGGAAGCGCGCCGACGGCACCAUGUGCAGCGAGGAGAAGCUCUUGCUGGACCUCAUGCUGCAAAACGACGAGCGCCGCAUGACGGAGCACCUGCGCGCCGCCCUCAUUGCCCAGCACGAGAAGCAGCAGGAGGAGGAGGCCGCGCGCGCUGCGGCGGCGCGCCUGGCGCUCGUGCAGGCGCAGGCCGGCGGCAGCGGCCCGUGGACGCUGGUGCAGCAGCCCACCGCGUCCGCGUGGCAGCAGGCGCUCGCCGCGGCGGCGUUGGGCCCCGGCGUGGCGCAGAUGCCUCCGCAGCAGCAGCUGGAUAAUUGCGGUGGUUGCGCCAAAAUUCAUCAUCGCGUCGCGGGAGCUCGCCAGAACCUUGAUAGCGCCGCAAAAGCGCUUGAAUAG
Molecule: messenger RNA, 817 nt
Organism: Brachypodium distachyon (stiff brome)
Lineage: Eukaryota; Viridiplantae; Streptophyta; Magnoliopsida; Poales; Poaceae
Exons: 3
Coding region: 29-817 (262 amino acids)
Biological process (GO): positive regulation of DNA-templated transcription
Cellular component (GO): SWI/SNF complex
Source: RefSeq, a predicted model, not a curated record